AUGUCGGUCCAACUAUCACCUCAAGAACAGUUUAAUCUAAUUACAAAAGGAUUACAAGAAGUAUUGAAUGCUCAAAUUAUAAAAGAUGUUUUGGAAAAAGAGCAAAGACCUUUAAAGAUUUAUUGGGGAACUGCACCAACUGGUAAACCACAUUGUGGGUACUUUGUACCUAUGAUCAAAUUAGCUCAUUUUUUAAAAGCUGGCUGUGAAGUUACUGUUUUAGUCGCCGAUUUGCAUGCAUUUUUAGAUAAUAUGAAAGCUCCUUUAGAGGUUGUACAGUAUCGUUCGAAAUAUUAUGAAUUUAUUGUAAAAUCCAUUUUAAAAUCCAUUGGAGUACCUAUUGACAAAUUACAUUUCAUUGUUGGAUCAUCUUAUCAACGAGGUGGUGAUUAUAUUAUGGAUUUAUUCAAAUUAUCAAAUGUAGUUUCGCAAAAUGAUGCUAAAAGAGCUGGAGCAGAUGUGGUCAAACAAGUCGCUAACCCAUUAUUGUCAGGUUUGAUUUAUCCAUUAAUGCAAGCUAUUGAUGAAGAACAUUUGGGUGUUGAUGCACAAUUUGGAGGUAUAGAUCAAAGAAAAAUAUUUGUUUUAGCUGAAGAGAAUUUACCAAGUUUAGGUUACAAAAAAAGAGGCCAUUUAAUGAAUCCAAUGGUUCCAGGAUUAGGACAAGGUGGUAAAAUGAGUGCGUCAGAUCCAAAUUCCAAGAUAGAUAUUAUAGAAGAUCCAAAGAUUGUUAAAAAGAAAAUAAAUAGUGCUUAUUGUGCACCAGGAGAAUUAAAAGAUAAUGGAUUAAUUGCAUUUACAGAAUUUGUAAUACAACCAAUAGAUGAAUUAAAAACUGGUAAAGAUGGUUCUUUCUCAUUAUAUAUUGAUAGGCCUGAAAAAUUUGGUGGACCAAUAAAGUAUGAUUCAAUUGAAAGUUUAAAGAAAGAUUAUGAAGAAGGUAAAUUAUCUCCACCUGAUUUGAAGACUGGAGUAGCUGAUAAAAUUAAUGAAUUAUUAAAACCAAUCAGAGAAGAAUUUGAAAACAAUAAAGAGUUUCAAGAAGCUCAAGCAAAAGGGUAUCCAAUUGCAACGCCAAAACAAGAGAAAAAAGUUAAAAAACCCAAAAACAAAGGAAGUAAAUACCCUGGUGCUUCCGCGUCGUCAACAACAACAGAUGUUGAUCCUAAAACCGAGUCUGAUAUAGCGGCCACAGUUAGUAGUGUUGAAGAAGCAACAAGUAAACUAGAUGAAGUUAAAUUAGAGUAA
Lodderomyces pseudojiufengensis is the source of this 1248-nucleotide messenger RNA. It is a transcript of the gene TYS1, whose product is annotated as tyrosine--tRNA ligase. The transcript has a single exon. The coding region runs from base 1 to 1248 and encodes 415 amino acids. Lineage: Eukaryota; Fungi; Ascomycota; Pichiomycetes; Serinales; Debaryomycetaceae. Gene Ontology annotation, molecular function: ATP binding; tyrosine-tRNA ligase activity. Gene Ontology annotation, biological process: tyrosyl-tRNA aminoacylation. The record is from RefSeq and is a predicted model, not a curated record.